Molecule: messenger RNA, 2391 nt
Organism: Uloborus diversus
Lineage: Eukaryota; Metazoa; Arthropoda; Arachnida; Araneae; Uloboridae
Product: centrosomal protein of 192 kDa-like
Exons: 18
Coding region: 282-2315 (677 amino acids)
Biological process (GO): mitotic spindle assembly; protein localization to centrosome; centrosome duplication
Cellular component (GO): cytoplasm; centriole; pericentriolar material
Molecular function (GO): protein kinase binding
Source: RefSeq, a predicted model, not a curated record
CCAGCUAUUUUGCACCUAGGCAUGGCUCUCAAACUUCAACACACAAAACUACAGCAUCACAUUCAAAUUCUGAACCAGUAGCUGUACCCAAAGUUACUUUGAAUUUGAUUGAGUGCAAUAGAAAAUAUUUGGCCUGGGGAGGAGUUGACAUUGGUAACUCAGUGACCAAGUCUUUUGUUAUUAGAAAUGCGUCAAGUAGUGCUUUGCAAGCAAAAUUAUUUGUUAAAGAAAAUUCUCACAGUUUUCAGCUUUUAGAUAAUUCUGAUCUCAAAACAAGCUGUAUGACGAUUGGAAUGGAUCCGGGUGAGGAGAAAAGCAUUGAUGUUGCUUUCAAGCCUGUCCAAAUUGCUAAUUUUUCUGGCCUUCUAGCUGUUAGACCUAUAAUUAGGAAUGAAAAGAAAGUUUUUUCUAUACCAUUAAGUGGCUAUGGUGGAAUUAGCAACGUGAAAGUCUUAGGACUACCUGAUCGGAAAGGUGUUGGUUAUUAUCUGGAUAUAGGAGUUCCUACUCAUGGUAAAAAUGUGAUGGAGCAGUUUAUGAUUCAAAAUAUGGGAUCCCGUGCUGCAUUUGUGAAAAUUUUUCUCUCUGCAGAUGGCUUUACUCCACACUGUACACAGAAUGUAAUUUCAAUUCAUCCAUCUGAAUUUGUUUUAUUAGAAAAUGAAAGAAAGGACAUUCUUGUUUCAUUCAACUGUACGAAAGAACGCUUCACUGGUGAUUAUGGUGUCAUUUCUAUCAUAUAUGGUGAUGAAAUUAUGCGUCAAAGACUUAGAGCAAUUAAAGAUUCUAAACCCAAAGAGACAUUAAAUGAUUCAGUGCAGGAUGUUAACUUUGAUGUAUAUUAUGAGGGAGAAAAGCAAGUGCCUUGUGAUUUAAACUAUACUCCUUCUGUAAGAGAUGUUAGACUUUUUCAUUCAAGCUUAAGAAAGGUUAUGAUACAUCUAUUUAUAAAUGGUCAAGACGUGAGCUUUAGUAGGGUGUCUUUUGAUGCUUUGUCCAUUAUGCAAGAAAGCUGUACAGAUCUUACUUUAAACUCCACAGCAUAUUCAAGGACGAGCAGCAUUCAUGUUCAUUCUCCACCAGUGAAAGACAAACCUGAGAGUAAAACAAACAGACCAUCUAUAGCACAUGCCCCUUCAGAAGAAGUAAUUACUUCUUGCAAAUCCCUAUUUGAAGUUAAAGAAAAUGGGAACAAUCUCUGGAGUUUAGUGCCUGAAACAAUUUCCUUCAAUGCCAAAAAGAGGAACUGCCAAGUUACUGUGUUCAACCAUUCUAAUUAUGAUUUGCAAUUUUAUGUGGAGUGUUCAUUAGAUUUUGUAUGCAUUUCGCCUGUUAUGAAAAUCUUGGGACCUAGAAGCAGUAUCACUUUAGAAGUAACUGUUUCUGAACAUAGUUUUGAUGCAUUUACUGAAGACAAAUUAGGAUUCCUAUCUGUUUUUUCAAGUGGCCAAAAAAAGAUGGUUGCAAUAGAAAUUUUUAAAAAGUCUCUGUCAGCUAUAGAAUGCCAGACAGCUGCUGAUGUGUCUUUAAAGAGUGAAUUUCUGGGAGACUCUUUAUGUGCAGAGUCUUCAAGCCCUAUAUUUGUAGAAAAUAUCUUUAACUUUCCAAAGCAUAUCAAUCUACUUAAAACAAGUCCAAGAAUCUUAUCUGAAACCCACUUAACUGUGCAGAAUCCUAACCGGGACAUCAUUAAGUGGGAUAUCCAUCCAACUACCAUGGUUUUUUCUAAGUUGGAUGAUUCUGUUGCAGACACAAGUAAAAUCAUUCAAAUUCCGACAUCCACUGGUUAUCUGAAACCUAUGCAAUCAGCACAUAUAGUUAUUCAGUUUUUGCCUCCUGAGGAGGGUACUUACUCCCAAUUUUUUGAAAUUUGCUGCUUCUGUGAAAACAACUGCACGAGGAAAUGCAAUGUCAAAAUUGAAGGAGAGGCCAUUUUGCCUGCAACAGGUAAAAGUAAUGAAACAGAACGCUUAGAAAUAUCUAGGAGUGAAAAUGCUGAAUCUGCCAAGAGUUAUAACGCAAUUGCCAUUGACUCUGAAAAGUGUGAAUUUCCACCAACUCUUUCUGGAAAAAGUUCUACAUUGUAUGUCACUAUGAAGAAUUUUUCUGCGCAAGAUAUUAAGCUGGAUAUUGUAAAACCCAAUCUGCCUUUCAGAAUAACUCAUUCAUCUGUUACAAUCAAAUCUAGAAAACUUCUCAAAAUUCCACUGUACUUUAAGCCACAAACAUCUGGCUCUCUGUAUGAAGACAAGAUAGUGAUGACUUCUGCAUCAGGGCAUGAGUUUAAAAUUGAAUUAAAAGGCUCCUCAUUGUGAUAUUGUGUAAAAAUGUAAAUACUUGCAUAUAUUUCUAUAAAAUUUUCACUAUGUAUUUUAUACAUAUAUAUAUAUA